AAUGAGGAACGUUCUUCCAAAUUUUUAUUUGUCUCGUAGCAUUUUGACAUACCUCCCAAACAUCCUUAAAGAUAAACAGGGCAGUUUCUUGAGAGAACUUAUUUGUUAGUAUUCAUAUUCAAGGUAAUAAUAAUAUUUGGUUGCUAUUCCACAAUAAUAUUUAUAUGUAAAUAGUAUUUAACGUCUCCUGUGAAUGUCAAAAUUUGAAGUUUGCAUUUCCGAGUAAAAUUAAUAGGAAAAUGUUUGCUAGUUGUAAUCCCACUAACGAAUUUUUGGUUUUUAUAGGCGUGAUAUUUGUGGGUUUACUUGGUUUGUGUGAAUACUUAGGUAUCACGAAUUUUUUAAGCAGAGCCGAACCCCUUUACGGCUAUGACGAAUUGACCGGACCUUAUGUAUGGAAAAAUAAGUUUCCUCGGGCGACCGGGAAGGCGCAAUCUCCCAUUAACAUCGAAAUCAAUAGAACUAUUGUGGUACCAUCGGAAACUAUGCCGAAAAUAAAAUUUUCCACAGAAUAUUACGUCCAACCUCAGGAUAUGGCAAUUUAUAAUGAUGGUCAUACAGUAAUUUUGUGUGCGAUGUGGGAGAAUAAUUGCCGGCCUACAGUGUCUGGCGGUCCCUUGUGCCAAACGUUUCAGUUUUUGAAUGCGUGCUUCCGGUGGGGUGCUUGUGAUGGGGAGGGAUCCGAGCACACCCUCAAUUCUAGGCGAUACGUCAUGGAACUGCAGGCAGCACACAUCAAAGAAGGCUACGUUUAUAAGAAUAUCGAAACUGCAGCCAGCGACAAUGCCCUUUUGAUGAUCUCCUACUUUUUCGAACUAUCACCUGUUGACAACAUAUACAUGGACCCGUUGGUGAAUUCGUUGAAAAGUAUUAAAUUUCCGUUCUCUAGGGUGUGCAUGGAGCCGACACCCCUGUCGUGGCUUAUUCCGCCUUUUACUUGUCAGUACUUCGCCUAUUGCGGUUCCCUUACUUAUCCUCCAUGUACUGAAGGAGUUCAAUGGAUAAUCCAACCGGAACCCCUGUCAAUUUCUUCCAGACAAUUACAGUUACCUUUGGUAACUCUUUCCAUCGUUUUACAUCUUGGUGGAGGCUGGAACCUUCUUGAGAGAGAAUGGACACUAUCAUUUCACAUCUGCAUUCAUGUUGCAGUUUCCUUUGGUAACCCUUUCCAUUAUCUUACUAUUCUGGUAGAGACUGGAUCUAUUUUGGAAGAAAAAGGAUGCUCUAAUUCCACAUCUGCCUGCAUGGUACCUUUGGUAACCCUUUCCAUCGUCUUAAUAUCCUGGUAG
This is a messenger RNA of Agrilus planipennis (emerald ash borer), 1289 nucleotides long. RefSeq names its product carbonic anhydrase 1-like. The record is from RefSeq and is a predicted model, not a curated record. Bases 240 to 1289 code for a protein of 349 amino acids. Gene Ontology annotation, cellular component: cytoplasm. NCBI's taxonomy places the organism in Eukaryota, Metazoa, Arthropoda, Insecta, Coleoptera, Buprestidae. The transcript is spliced from 7 exons. Gene Ontology annotation, molecular function: carbonate dehydratase activity; zinc ion binding.